Molecule: messenger RNA, 2469 nt
Organism: Schistocerca nitens (vagrant locust)
Lineage: Eukaryota; Metazoa; Arthropoda; Insecta; Orthoptera; Acrididae
Gene: mfr
Product: otoferlin
Exons: 16
Coding region: 1-2469 (822 amino acids)
Biological process (GO): plasma membrane organization
Source: RefSeq, a predicted model, not a curated record
AUGGAAGAAUACCAUCUUCGAAUUCUCAAGGCUGCAGCCGACAAAAUUGUUGAAGAUAUUCGUUCUCAAGUUCAUGACAACACCAUGUAUACACCUUCAAUUGACUUCCUUGAGUGUAUGGAAUCUGUGAUACCACCUUCUUUACUUUGUUUCAUGGAGAAGUGUGGAUCUGAAACACAAGGAAGGCGAGCUGGAUUCUUGGAGGAAAAAGUGGGAGCUAACGAAGACGUGGCGGUAGAGACGUGGUCGACUCGUGAAGGCGUGGUGGUACCCAUUCCAGUGGAGAUUCGUCCGCGCAUCAUCACCUACAAGCUGGAGGCGGUGUUCUGGGGCGUGCGGCGGCUGCGGCGCGUGCAGCUGCUGCCGGUGUCCCGGCCGCGAGUCGCGCUGCAAGUCGCGGGCCGCCGUCUCUGCUCCGCCGUCAUCCCGGACACCGCCGCCAACCCCAACUUCCCCAGCCCGCACAUGGUCUUCACUCUGGAGCUGCCGGAGCAGGAGGAGUACCUGCCUCCGCUGCAGGUGGAGGUGCACGACUGCCGCAGCUUCGGCCGCGAGGUGCUGGCCGGCGUGCACGCACUGCACAGCCUCGCCGACUUCGUCGUGCCGCCUCCGCCUUAUCUCACUGAUAAACAGGAGCCACAGAAAGACGAACCUGAGCGUAAUAAGAAGGGUCGCUUCGGAAUGGGACUGGCGUGGCGUCGUAAGCACGCAGCUCCCGCCAUUGCCGAAGAAGAAAUCGAAGCCCCCGACUGGUGGACCAAGUACUACGCCUCACUGCCGCAGGCAGAACGAGACAGAAAAUUGUCUCUAGCUGGCCAUGUGGGAGCCGAGGCGACAGAACCGGUGGAAAAGUUGGAGAUAUACCCGUGCGAACUGGAGAAGCUGGCCCAGUUCAGCGGCCUGCAAGACUGGCUGCGCUGCUUUUCUCUGCACAGGGGCAAGCGCGCCGGCUCCGGCCGCAGCCCGGUCGUGGGGCACGUCAAGGUAGCGCUAUGCCUGUACCCGUCUCCGUUCCCGGAGCGGCCAGCUGUUCGCUUGCUGUCGCGUCACGAGAACAACGUGCCGGUGCGUGUGUGCGUGCGCUGCUACUGCGUGCGGGCCACGGAGCUGCACCCGCGGGACCCGACGGGGCUGUCCGACCCCUACGUGGAGAUGCGCGUGGGCGGCCAGGUGGCCGGCUCCAGGGACGACUACGUCCCGCAGCAGAUAGAGCCCGUGUUCGGCAGGCUGCUGCAGCUGGAGUGCGUGCUGCCGAGGGACUGGCAGUUGUCGGUGCGCGUCAUGGACUGGGACCGCACCACGCGCGACGACCUCAUCGGCGAGACCAGGAUCGACUUGGAGCAGCGCCUCUACAGCGACCACCGGGCCCACUGCGGGCUCCCGCGCUCCUACCACACGAGUGCACAAAUCAGAAAAUUCAUCGUCUGGAAAGACAGUUAUGUUCCGGGCCACAGGAAGGGCUACAACGCGUGGCGCGACGCAGAACGGCCGACGCAUAUCCUGGAGGGCCUGUGCAGGAAGCAGGGGCUGCGUCUUCCUGAGUACCUGGCCGACGACACGCUCAGUGUUGCCGGAGCCACGUACUCCCUGCCGUUGACCGACCAGUCCGCCGCGGAGCGCCGGAGUUCGGAGUGGCGCGAGCAGCUGGCGCUGGAGGCGCUGCGGGCGUGGCGGCCGCGGCUGGUGGCGGAGCACGUGGAGCGCCGGCCGCUGCAGCACGCCGCCUUCCCGGGGCUGGCGCAGGGCUUCCUGCACCUCUGGCUGGACCUCUUCCCGCUGCCGUGGGUGCCGGAGCAGAAGGCGCAGUCGACGGACGUGCACUACCGGUCGCUGAACGGCGAGGCGAUGUUCAACUGGCGGUUCGUGUUCCCGCUGUGCUACCUGCCGGGCGAGCGCCGGCUGCUGGUGCAGCAGCGCUCCGGACCGAUGCUGGGCCGCUCCACCCGGCGCACGGCGCCGCCCCGGCUGCACCUCCAGGUCUGGGACAGCGACCACUUCUCGCCCGACGACUUCCUCGGCGCGGUGACGCUGAACCUGUGGCAGCUGCCUGUGGGCGCCCCCUCUGCCAAGCAGUGCUCGCUGGCCAUGCUGGAGCGCGGCGCGCCCACCCUCAACCUGUUCAGAGCGCGCAGGGCGCACGGCUGGUGGCCCUUCAGGACACGCGAGGAAAACGAGUACAAAAUCGCCGGAAAAGUGGAGCUGGUACUGGAGGUGCUGACCAGCUUGGAGGCGGAAGCGAGGCCUGCGGGCAAGGGCCGACAAGAACCGGACGCGCUCGAGAAGCCCAAGCGGCCCGACACGUCGUUCUCGUUCUUCGUGAACCCGCUGCGCGCCCUGUACUUCGGCGUGUGGCGGCCGAACCGGCUGCGGCUGCUGAUGCUGGUGCUGACGCUGCUGGGCGUGCUCUUCCUGCUGGCCGCCCUGUACUCCGUGCCCGGCUACGCGGUCAAACGGCUGCUGGGCGCCUAA